Knipowitschia caucasica is the source of this 909-nucleotide messenger RNA. NCBI's taxonomy places the organism in Eukaryota, Metazoa, Chordata, Actinopteri, Gobiiformes, Gobiidae. The record is from the annotation of a GenBank genome assembly.
AUGAUCCGUAAGUCCACAAACGUGCUGCUGACCCGGACCCUGAGCCACUGUCUGCAGUACGGCAUCAAGAAGAAGAACGUGGGGCUCGCUGAGUUGGUGCAGCUCAUCAUCAACAGCACUCACCUGGAGCACAGCUGCCACUUCCUGGAGGAGUUCAUCUCCAACAUCACCAACGUUCCCCUGGACGCCGUCAGCGCCACCAAGCUCUACGGGCCCUCCACCUUCAAGGACGCGUGCCACGCGGCGGAGGCGGAGAUCUACACCAGCAUCAACGCCAAGAUCGACCAGUUCCUGCAGCUGGCGGACUACGAUUGGCUGGCUCCGGUGCCGGGGGGCGGGGCUUGUGACGUCAGCGACUACCUCAUCGACCUGCUGGCCUUUCUGCGGAGCACCUUCAGCGUGUUCACCAACCUCCCCGGAUCUCCCAUAGAACAUGGCACUCUCCCGGGUAAGGUGGCGCAGACGGCCUGUAUGUCUGCCUGUAAACACAUGUCUCCUUUCUCCUCCUCUCUCCUCCUCCUCCCUCCUCCUCCUCUUCCCUCCUCCUCUCUCCUCAGGGGUAAGGUGGCGCAGACGGCCUGUAUGUCUGCCUGUAAACACAUGUCCACGUCGCUGCUGCAGCUGCUUCUGGAUCCAGACCUCAGACAGAUCUCUCUGGGAGCUCUGCACCAGAUCAACACCGACGUCCAGGAGUGCGAGAGUUUUGCCAGGUCUGGUCCGGUCGCAGGCUUCCAGGGCGACACUCUGCUGUUGGCCUUCAGUGACUUAAGACAACUUAGCGCUCUUAUCAUAUCAAAGGAGCGCACGUCUCGCACAUCUGCCCCCGGUGGCAUCUCGCCGCCAUUUCUCAUUUUUGCCUGUCACCGCUGCGUCGUUUUUCACCCGGUUUUGACGCUAAACAGUUGGUGA